AUGGCGUCCAUGGCUGCGAUUGGAGUUCUAAAGGUACCUGCUGCUUCGAGUUCCGAUUCUUCCUGCGGGAUACUCACGGAGGCGGUUCCGACGAGGACUCUUUCCUUCUCCUCCUCUCUAGGUUUAUCCGACGAGAAGGUUUCGCUCAGAGCCACCGUCUCCCGUCGCAGAGAAUCCGCUGUUCGUGGCCGAGUGAGGAAUCCGAUGAUCGUGUCUCCUAAGGCGGUCUCGGAUUCUCAGAAUUCGCAGACUUGUCUCGAUCCUGAUGCGAGCAGUAGUGUUUUGGGGAUCAUCUUAGGAGGCGGUGCUGGAACUCGUCUCUAUCCUCUUACCAAAAAGAGAGCGAAACCAGCUGUUCCUCUCGGUGCAAACUACAGGCUCAUUGAUAUUCCCGUGAGCAACUGUCUGAACAGCAACAUAAACAAAAUCUAUGUCCUUACGCAGUUCAACUCCGCCUCUCUAAACCGACAUCUCUCACGAGCGUACGCGACCAACAUGGGAGGUUACAAGAACGAAGGCUUUGUUGAAGUCCUUGCCGCUCAACAGAGCCCAGAAAACCCCAACUGGUUCCAGGGGACAGCUGAUGCGGUGAGGCAGUACCUGUGGUUGUUCGAGGAGCACAAUGUUCUUGAGUAUCUGAUUCUUGCUGGGGAUCAUUUGUAUCGAAUGGACUAUGAGAAGUUCAUUCAAGCACACAGGGAGACUGAUGCUGAUAUCACAGUAGCUGCACUACCAAUGGACGAGGAACGAGCCACUGCUUUUGGGCUGAUGAAGAUUGAUGAGGAAGGACGUAUAGUCGAAUUUGCUGAAAAGCCAAAGGGGGAGCAACUAAAGGCCAUGAAGGUUGAUACAACAAUUCUAGGUCUUGAUGAUAAGAGAGCCAAGGAGAUGCCUUACAUUGCUAGUAUGGGUAUUUAUGUUGUUAGCAAAGACGUGAUGCUAGAAUUACUGCGGAACAAGUUUCCUGGAGCUAAUGACUUUGGAAGUGAAGUCAUUCCUGGUGCUACUUCCCUUGGACUGAGGCUUCUUGUAGCUGAUGAAGCUAUGCUUAAGCAAAACCUUGCUAACUUUGAUGACGUUUUGCAGGUGCAAGCUUACCUAUAUGAUGGCUACUGGGAAGACAUUGGUACUAUAGAGGCAUUCUAUAACGCAAAUCUCGGAAUCACCAAAAAACCAGUUCCUGAUUUUAGUUUCUAUGAUCGCUCUGCUCCUAUCUACACACAGCCACGUUAUUUGCCACCGUCUAAGAUGCUCGAUGCUGAUGUCACAGACAGUGUUAUCGGCGAGGGCUGCGUUAUCAAGAACUGCAAAAUUCAUCACUCCGUGGUUGGACUCCGUUCCUGCAUAUCUGAAGGUGCUAUUAUUGAAGAUUCGUUAUUAAUGGGAGCUGACUAUUACGAGACUGCUUCGGAAAAGAGCCUCCUUACGGCGAAAGGGAGUGUACCCAUAGGUAUCGGGAAAAACUCACACAUCAAAAGAGCCAUCAUUGACAAGAACGCACGUAUCGGUGACAAUGUCAAGAUCAUAAACAGCGACAAUGUGCAAGAGGCAGCGAGAGAGAGUGAAGGAUAUUUCAUAAAGAGCGGGAUUGUAACCGUUAUCAAGGACGCCUUAAUCCCAACCGGCACUCUCAUCUAA
Thlaspi arvense is the source of this 1638-nucleotide messenger RNA. The record is from the annotation of a GenBank genome assembly. NCBI's taxonomy places the organism in Eukaryota, Viridiplantae, Streptophyta, Magnoliopsida, Brassicales, Brassicaceae.